AUGAGCGAGCAAAAGAAAGCAAACACUCAGGUAACUUAGAGUACUGGACCAAUAUAAAAACCCACUAUUGGAGGGGUUUAAAGAAAGAAAACCAACAUAGAUUUUACAUAACUAAGUUGGGGCACACUCAGAAAAUACCAGUAUUUCUUUAGAGUAAAGACUUAGGACAAGGAAGGAGAUGACUUGAAUACUAGAGAAGCAGUAGAAUCUGCGGUAGUCAAGCACUUUGAGGACUUGAAAAUCGACUACGACAAACUGAUUUAUAAAUUCCUAAAGAUUAAGAAGGAUGAAAAGAAUGAUUAGUUAUACAAUCUCAGAAAGUCUCAGAGAGCAAGAGCAUCUAACGCCCUUGGUGGUGAUACUGGAGCAUACUGA
This is a messenger RNA of Stylonychia lemnae, 375 nucleotides long. NCBI's taxonomy places the organism in Eukaryota, Ciliophora, Spirotrichea, Sporadotrichida, Oxytrichidae. The record is from the annotation of a GenBank genome assembly.